This is a messenger RNA of Cynocephalus volans (Philippine flying lemur), 3022 nucleotides long. RefSeq names its product maestro heat-like repeat-containing protein family member 7. The record is from RefSeq and is a predicted model, not a curated record. The transcript has 21 exons. Lineage: Eukaryota; Metazoa; Chordata; Mammalia; Dermoptera; Cynocephalidae. Gene Ontology annotation, cellular component: cytoplasm. The coding region runs from base 242 to 2902 and encodes 886 amino acids.
AGUGGUAGCGGUUGCCCGGCCCAUGCUGGAGAUGUUUAAUGGGCACAAGUCUGCCCACUCCUGCCUGCCCCUUUCACAGCUCUAGUCUCGGUGUGCCUGUCCCUUUUCAGGCCUGCCUCCCUGAGAAGCCUAGAGCUGGCCCGGGAACUGGACACACUAGGCUGUAAGCCUGGAGAAGCUGGUUCUUAGAACCGGGACCAAGCCCAGCUGGUUUCUGAGCCUUCUUGGAGGGUGGACGAGGAUGGCUCUGCCGUCCUCUCCCAUCUGGCGGAAUCCGCCAAACUCCUCCCAACUGCAUCCCUUUUCAGGAUUGCGCCAAAGAGAGAGAGAAGCCUAUCAGUUUAUUCUGGAAUUUCUAGAACAAGAAGAAAUGUCUGAUGAUGACAAGCUGAAGUUCCUGAGGGCUGUGGAAACCUUGAGUGGCGCUGUGCAUGCCCAGGCAAAUGGCAAUAUGAAUGAUUACUAUUCCAAAACCAUCCUGGCCAAGAAAAUUGAGACACUGAUCCUCAAAGAGUCCACUGAGAGUGUGACCAGCAACGUGCGUCAGCAAGCCAUGCAGUGCAUCGUGGCCCUGAGCCAGGUGAACCCACCGUUCCACUUGUCCCAGAAACUUGACCUGGCAAAUGUUGGCAUCUCCAGCAUAUUCUCUCUUCCGCUUGUCAUGCACACUCUAGACCGAAAAGAGAGUGCCAACCUCUACCUCCAGACAGUCCAGGCCUUAGAUGACAUGUUACAAGCUCUUGUGAUGGAUGAUAUGAGCCCAAACAUGUUCGUCCUGCAAAACUUCCUGGAGAUCAUCUUACCUUGGUCAACACUGUCAGACAAAGUGCACGAACAGACCCGGGCUUUGGGCAUGAUUUCCCGGUUGCUGAGGUUUACGUGCAAUUUCCCUGAACUAUCGCACAUGACAGAGUUCUCGAUGAGCGGAACACUGAUGGGCACAUUAGGCCUCUUCUGCAUGAACCCCAGCAACAAGAUCAGCACAGAGGCUGCGGAGGCACUGCACUACUUUCUCAAAAUCCUUGUGCUUCAAAGAAGAGGUAUGAAACACCAGACAGAGGCCAUCCUGAAGGAUUUACAGAAGCACUUCCGCGGGGAAUGGCUUGCCAGCAUGCAGGAUCUCACACUGUUCUUCAUGAAAUACCUGACCCCCGAGGAGAGAGCGGAUAUGAUCAUGGUGGCUAUGGAGGCCUUGGUCAGUCCCAGCAGGCAUGAUGUCGCUGCAGCUUCCCAGAUGUUAAAGAUCAUCUUGAAGUUCACUGUUCCAGAAAUUGGGAAGGUGCCGGAAAUCAUCCGGUACAUUUACAACCAUAUGAACAACAUCAGCGAAGCUACAGCCCAAAAGACUGUAAGGACGGUCCUUUACGUGCUGGCUCAGACCUACACGGACGAAGUUAUCCUGACACUGUGUGAGAUGGAGGAUCAGUCACGAAAAGGGAUUCGCAAGCCCUGGGAAAUCCUGGCAUCCUUCCCCAACAGCUACAAAGUGAUCAUGGAAUAUCUGCUACAGAGGCUGACUCCACAGCAGAGACCAGAGGGCCAGGAGCCCAGCCACAGAACGGAGAUCUCUCCACUGAUUGCCACCAGAGCCAUCCAUGAGCUCCUGCUGGAAUCCGGUCCGCAGAUGGAGGUGCAGACCUUCUUUUCCUCCCUGUUCAUGGCCCUGCUGUUCCGGGUCUCCUUUCUCGUGGUUGAAGGAGGCGCUGAAACUGUCCAGGAUCAGCAACCUGGAACUGAAUGCGUGGACCCUGUGAGAUCGACCAUGGAGGCCCUGAAGGCCUUGAUGCGAAGUUCCGGGUAUGGGGACAACGUGUGUUACAUUCAGAAUCUUGGGGGCUGGGCGCUGCUCGUCAGUCCUGAGCGACACUAUGAUGGCGUCGUGCUGCUGGCCAGGGCCCUGGUCAUCAAGAACUGCUGGCACAACAGCUCCAUCUUCAGCUCCAUCCUCACCUCCCUCCAGGACCCACACUGCAGGGAUCACUUAACAGCCCUCGCGUUCCUGUCGGAGCUGCUCCAGUGCCCACAGGUGGCGGCCAUCGUAGAUGACAUUGCCACCCAAAUUCUGGCAAGUUGGUUCAAGUGUGAGGAGCCAGCCACUGUGAAGCUAUUGCUGCGGAUGACGGAGAUCUUCGCGAAGCAUGAAAACAUGGUGAGACGACUCCGCAUCCUCCAGCCCUGCGUACUGAACUGCUGCUACUCGUCGAACAGUGACGUUGUGAAGGAGACUUUCCUGGUGCUGAAGAAUCUCCUCGAGCUCCUCACCUGGAAGUACUCCUCCUCUUUCCUUAUUCACAUCACCUACACUCUGGUGCCCUUCUUUGAGGAGGAGUCAGAGUAUCUGCGCUUGACAGCCUUUGAGAUCUAUGGAGGUCUCUUGGCCAAGGUCAAGAGGAGGGUCUUUGUCUUGCCCUUGAGGCACCAGGUCCUCAGCUCGAUAGUCCUCCUCGUGCUCCACCUGAAGGAUGUGAAUAUCAGCGUGGCUGAGAUCUGCCGGCCUGCCCUCUGCCGCACGGCCGCGUUACUGGGCUGGUCAAAGCUCAAAGCAGUAUUUGCCGAGAAAGAUGUAUGGACUGUUCUCAGAGCCCUGCUGGAGCAGGAGAAGGACAGGGCUCUCUGGUUUCUGAAGCACAGUGUAGCCCUCUUCAAGAGCCCACAGGUCCCCAUCCGCCAGGCAGCCGUGUGGUUUGCAGGCCAGAUUAUCCAAACCGUUGACUUGGAACAGAUGGAUGAGAUUCAGGAGUCAUGCACAGCCCUCAUGCACAUGCAGAGAGACCCCGACCCCAUGGUCAGCUGCCUCGCCACACAGACCUUCUACAUCCUGGAAGCCAAGGAGAAGCUGCUGCAGGCCAAGACCCCGACCUCCUGCUUCUGCUGGAGGAAGCUCCAAAGGAGCUACUUCUGAGCCUGCGUCCUCGGGUCGCGCGUGUAGACCUGGCCCCGAGACUGUGGCAAUGGGGUCAGGCUCCUGAGCCCUGCACUAGAAAUGCAGGUGCGUUCCUGCAGCACCUCUAUAAUAAAAAGA